AUGAGCGACGAAAAGGAGCUCACGCCCGAGGAGCGCCUCGUCGAGUGGAUGGGUCUCAUCGCAGGCUUCCCCGACACAAAGGGCCACCCCGACUGGAUGACCUCAACCCACCCGCACCUGACCCUCCACUCGACGGCCAUGCCCGGCACCGCGCCCGGCGUCCACCACCCGACGGCGACCUUUGCCUUCACCGUGCCCCCCUCGCACGCCAACGGCCUCAACAACCUGCACGGCGGCGCCGCCGCCUCGCUCUUCGACUACACGACCUCGCUGUCCCUCGCCCUCGUCGCCCGCCCCGGCGCCUGGCAGCACCUCGGCGUCUCCCGCACCCUCAACGUCACCUACCUGCGCCCCGUGCCCGUCGGCACCCACGUCCUCGUCGAGUGCGAGGUCGUCGCCGCCGGCAGGGUCCUCAGCGCCCUGCGCGGCACCAUUCGGAGGAGGAGCGACGGCGCCAUCCUCGUCGUGUGCGAGCACCAAAAGUUCAACACGGACCCGCCGCCCGCCAAGAUGUAG
Messenger RNA from Verticillium nonalfalfae, 516 nucleotides. RefSeq lists its product as uncharacterized. The record is from RefSeq and is a predicted model, not a curated record. The coding region runs from base 1 to 516 and encodes 171 amino acids. The transcript has 2 exons. Gene Ontology annotation, molecular function: fatty acyl-CoA hydrolase activity. Lineage: Eukaryota; Fungi; Ascomycota; Sordariomycetes; Glomerellales; Plectosphaerellaceae.